Vicugna pacos (alpaca) is the source of this 8220-nucleotide messenger RNA. The record is from RefSeq and is a predicted model, not a curated record. NCBI's taxonomy places the organism in Eukaryota, Metazoa, Chordata, Mammalia, Artiodactyla, Camelidae.
GGAGCCCGAUUUGGCCAGAGCUGCGAAUCAGGGUGGCCAGGAGCUCUCAGGACUCCCGCCGGAAAGUGGGGAGCUGAACGCCAGGCGCGGAGCUGGCCCCGCAGCUAAGGGCUAGAGGGAGCUGCCUUCCCCCGCCCGCGCCUCUCUCGGCCGGGGACCGCGGGGGAUCCCCGGCCACACGCGCGCGCGCGCUCCCACAUUCAAUCACACACUCGCCCUCACACACACACCAGCUCGGAGCCUGGGCUGCGGAGAGGACUCCUGGGCGCUCUCAGAGGAUCGGGCAGCUGCUGUCCGGAGUGGGGCAGGAAGCCGAGCUCAGGCUCUCGGAGGGAGGCGCCGAGGGCUUAGCCGGGGCAUGGGGCCGGGUGAGCGCUGAGAGUCGCGGCCGCAGCCAUCAUCCCUGGAGAUGACCAGGGGCGGCCACUGCUGAGAACUAUGUGGAGAGAGGCUGCGAGCCCUGCUGCAGAGCCUCCGGCUGGGAUAGCCGCCCCCCGUGGGGGCGAUGCGGACAGCGCGGGACAGCCAGGGGAGCGCGCGGGGGCCGCAGCAUGCGGGAACCCGCUAAACCCGGUGGCUGCUGAGGCGGCCGAGAUGCUCGUGCGCGCAGCGCGCCCCACUGCAUCCUCGACCUUCUCCGGCUACAGGGACUGUAAGUGGCGACUAUGGGCAGACUGGGCUAUUGGACCUUGCUGGUGCUGCCGGCCCUUCUGGUCUGGCGCGGUCCGACGCAGAGCGCGGCGGCGGCGAAGGGCCCACCGGCGCUGAACAUCGCCGUCCUGCUGGGUCACAGCCACGACGUGACCGAGCGCGAACUGCGAAACCUGUGGGGUCCCGAGCAGGCGGCGGGGCUGCCCAUGGACGUGAACGUGGUAGCGCUGCUGAUGAACCGCACGGACCCCAAGAGCCUCAUCACGCACGUGUGUGACCUCAUGUCAGGGGCCCGCAUCCACGGCCUGGUGUUUGGGGACGACACCGAUCAGGAGGCCGUGGCCCAGAUGCUGGAUUUUAUCUCUUCACAGACUUUCAUCCCCAUCCUGGGCAUCCACGGGGGCGCAUCUAUGAUCAUGGCUGACAAGGAUCCAACGUCCACCUUCUUCCAAUUCGGAGCGUCCAUCCAGCAGCAAGCCACGGUCAUGCUGAAGAUCAUGCAGGAUUACGACUGGCAUGUCUUCUCCCUGGUGACCACCAUCUUCCCUGGCUACCGGGACUUCAUCAGCUUCAUCAAGACCACAGUGGACAACAGCUUCGUGGGCUGGGACAUGCAGAACGUGAUCACACUGGACACGUCCUUCGAGGAUGCAAAGACGCAAGUCCAGCUGAAGAAGAUCCACUCCUCCGUCAUCUUGCUCUACUGUUCCAAAGACGAGGCCGUCCUCAUCCUGAGCGAGGCCCGCUCCCUCGGCCUCACCGGGUACGAUUUCUUCUGGAUUGUCCCCAGCUUGGUCUCAGGAAACACCGAGCUCAUCCCCAAAGAGUUUCCAUCGGGGCUCAUUUCGGUCUCCUACGAUGACUGGGACUACAGCCUGGAGGCCAGAGUGAGGGACGGCCUGGGCAUCCUGACCACCGCCGCGUCUUCCAUGCUGGAGAAGUUCUCCUAUAUCCCCGAGACCAAGGCCAGCUGCUACGGGCAGGCGGAGAAGCCAGAGGCCCCACCGCACACGCUGCACCAAUUUAUGGUCAAUGUGACAUGGGAUGGCAAAGACUUGUCCUUCACCGAGGAAGGCUAUCAGGUGCACCCCAGGCUGGUGGUGAUUGUGCUGAACAAGGACCGCGAAUGGGAGAAGGUGGGCAAGUGGGAAAAUCAGACCCUGAGCCUGAGGCAUGCCGUGUGGCCGAGGUACAAGUCCUUUUCGGACUGUGAGCCAGACGACAACCAUCUGAGCAUCGUCACCCUGGAGGAGGCCCCCUUUGUCAUCGUGGAAGACAUAGACCCGUUGACCGAGACCUGUGUGAGAAACACUGUGCCAUGUCGGAAGUUCGUCAAAAUCAACAAUUCAACCAAUGAGGGCAUGAACGUUAAAAAAUGCUGCAAGGGUUUCUGCAUCGAUAUCCUAAAGAAGCUUUCCAGGACGGUGAAGUUUACCUAUGACCUUUACCUGGUGACUAAUGGGAAGCAUGGCAAAAAAGUCAACAAUGUGUGGAAUGGAAUGAUUGGUGAGGUGGUCUAUCAGCGGGCAGUCAUGGCAGUUGGCUCACUCACCAUCAACGAAGAACGUUCUGAAGUGGUGGACUUCUCUGUGCCCUUUGUGGAGACAGGGAUCAGUGUCAUGGUUUCAAGAAGCAACGGCACUGUCUCACCUUCUGCUUUUCUAGAACCAUUCAGCGCCUCCGUCUGGGUGAUGAUGUUCGUGAUGCUGCUUAUUGUCUCCGCCAUUGCAGUCUUUGUGUUUGAGUACUUCAGUCCUGUUGGGUACAACAGAAAUUUAGCCAAAGGGAAAGCACCCCAUGGGCCUUCUUUUACAAUUGGGAAAGCUAUAUGGCUCCUUUGGGGCCUGGUGUUCAACAACUCCGUGCCUGUCCAGAACCCUAAAGGGACCACCAGCAAGAUCAUGGUCUCCGUGUGGGCCUUCUUUGCUGUCAUAUUCCUGGCAAGCUACACAGCCAAUCUGGCUGCUUUCAUGAUCCAGGAGGAGUUUGUGGACCAAGUGACUGGCCUCAGUGACAAAAAGUUUCAGAGACCACACGACUAUUCCCCGCCCUUUCGGUUUGGCACAGUGCCCAAUGGCAGUACGGAGAGAAACAUUCGGAACAACUACCCUUACAUGCAUCAGUACAUGACCAAAUUCAAUCAGAAGGGAGUCGAAGACGCCUUGGUCAGCUUGAAAACAGGGAAACUGGACGCGUUCAUCUAUGACGCUGCGGUCUUGAAUUACAAGGCCGGGAGGGACGAAGGCUGCAAGCUGGUGACCAUUGGGAGUGGGUACAUCUUUGCCACCACCGGUUACGGAAUUGCCCUCCAGAAGGGUUCCCCUUGGAAGCGGCAGAUUGACUUGGCCCUGCUCCAGUUUGUUGGUGAUGGUGAGAUGGAGGAGCUGGAGACCCUGUGGCUCACGGGGAUCUGCCACAACGAGAAGAACGAGGUGAUGAGCAGCCAGCUGGACGUUGACAACAUGGCGGGCGUCUUCUACAUGCUGGCGGCCGCCAUGGCCCUCAGCCUCAUCACCUUCAUCUGGGAGCACCUCUUCUACUGGAAGCUGCGCUUCUGCUUCACAGGCGUGUGCUCCGACCGGCCGGGCCUGCUCUUCUCCAUCAGCAGGGGCAUUUACAGCUGCAUUCACGGAGUGCACAUUGAGGAAAAGAAGAAGUCUCCGGACUUCAAUCUGACCGGGUCCCAGAGCAACAUGUUAAAACUCCUUCGAUCAGCCAAAAACAUUUCCAACAUGUCCAACGUGAACUCCUCAAGGAUGGAUUCCCCCAAAAGAGCUGCUGACUUCAUCCAAAGAGGCUCCCUCAUCAUGGACAUGGUUUCGGAUAAGGGAAAUCUGAUCUACUCAGACAACAGGUCCUUUCAGGGGAAAGACAGCAUUUUUGGGGACAACAUGAAUGAACUCCAAACCUUUGUGGCCAACAGGCACAAAGAUAACCUCAAUAACUACGUGUUCCAGGGACAGCACCCACUGACCCUCAACGAGUCCAACCCUAACACGGUAGAGGUGGCUGUGAGCACGGAAUCCAAAGGGAACUCCAGGCCCCGGCAGCUUUGGAAGAAAUCCAUGGAUUCUCUACGCCAGGAUUCGCUCAGCCAGAACCCAGUCUCCCAGAGAGAUGAGGGAACCGUGGAGAACAGGACCCACUCCCUAAAGAGUCCUCGGUACCUUCCAGAAGAGGUGGCCCACUCGGACAUCUCAGAAACUUCAAGUCGGGCCACCUGCCACCGGGAGCCUGACAACAGUAAGAACCACAAAGCCAAGGACAACUUCAAAAGGUCGAUGGCCUCCAAAUACCCCAAGGACUGCAGCGAGGUCGAGCGCUCCUACCUGAAAACCAAAGCGAGCUCCCCCAGGGACAAAAUCUACACCAUCGAUGGCGAGAAGGAGCCCAGCUUCCACCUCGAUCCUCCCCAGUUUGUCGAAAACCUGGCCCUUCCCGAGAACGUGGACUUCCCGGACCCCUACCAGGACCACAGCGAAAGCUUCCGCAAGGGGGACUCCACGCUGCCGAUGAACAGGAACCCCCUGCACAAUGAAGACGGGCUCCCCAACAACGACCAGUAUAAACUCUACUCCAAGCACUUCACCUUGAAAGACAAGAGCUCCCCUCACAGCGAGGGCAGCGACCGCUACCGGCAGACCUCCACACACUGCCGGAGCUGCCUGUCCAACCUGCCCGCCUACUCGGGCCACUUCACCAUGAGGUCCCCCUUCAAGUGCGAUGCUUGCCUGCGGAUGGGGAACCUCUACGACAUCGACGAAGACCAGAUGCUCCAGGAGACAGGUAACCCCGCCACCCAGGAGGAGGUCUACCAGCAGGACUGGGCUCAGAGCAGCGCCCUCCAGUUCCAAAAGAACAAGCUAAGGAUUAGCCGUCAGCAUUCCUAUGAUAACAUUGUCGACAAACCUAGGGAGCUAGACCUUGGCAGGCCCUCCCGGAGCAUAAGCCUCAAGGACAGGGAACGGCUUCUGGAGGGAAACUUGUACGGGAGUCUCUGUAGUGUCCCCUCAAGCAGACUCUUGGGGAACAAGGGCUCCCUUGUCCCCCAGGGUCUGGAGGUCAGCAAACGGAGCAAGUCCCUCUUGCCGGACCACGCCUCCGAUAACCCUUUCCUCCACUCCUAUGGGGACGACCAGCGCUUGGUUAUUGGGAGGUGCCCCUCGGACCCUUAUAAACACUCGUUGCCAUCCCAGGCAGCGAAUGACAGCUAUCUCCGAUCGUCCCUGAGGUCGACGGCAUCCUACUGUUCCAGGGACAGUAGAGGCCACAACGAUGUGUAUAUAUCGGAGCAUGUUAUGCCUUAUGCUGCAACUAAGAAUAAUAUGUACUCUGGCCCCAGGGUUUUAAAUUCCUGCAGCAAUAGACGCGUGUACAAGAAAAUGCCUAGUAUUGAAUCUGAUGUUUAAAACCUUCCAUUAAUGUUUUAUCUAUAGGGAAACAUACGUAAUGGCCAACGUUCCGGAGGGUAGAUGUUGGAUGUCCAGUAGUGCCCUGCAAAGAGGAAGAGGAUUUAGGAAGGUAUUUUUUUUUUCCGUUGGUUUCUUUUGCACAUGGCUCCAGGCCAUAGUCUUCCACUCAAGGAAUCUUGUGAGGUGCGUGCUGAGCACAGCAGAUACCGGAUAGGUGAGUCCUUAACCAAAAACCAGUCAAUAAAAGGGCAAGUCUCCUGGACGUGCCUGCUAGCUAUGUUGGCAAUAAUGACGCAUUGGAUGCCAGUGGCGAUGUUAUGAUUUCCUAUAUUCCAUAUUCCAUGAAGACCAGGCCACCAUGGGAUCUCCUCAUCAGAAACGCCUAACGGUUUCUCUAAUACAGAAUAAGCAAUAUGGUAUGCAUGUAAAUCUGGCACAGACAAAAUAAAGCAAGAAUGCAUCUGCACUGUAGUGAGAUUGAGCUGUGCAAGAGAUUAGGAGGUUUGGCUUUACAACCGUGUCAGCUGCAUUGUUAUGCCUUCCAUCACAGCCCAGGCCCAACCCCAGAACUCCAGGCUCCCCCAGAGGAUAGCAAAUCAGUGUGUUCGUGGUAACCGUGCUUCACUCUUGCUGGUCCAUUUCCAAGACACCUCUGGAGUAAACGGCCAGAAGGGCCCUCAGUCAGAGAGCUACAAGAAUCUCUUUGGAUGUCGAUUUGUGCAUUUCACAGACACCCUCUCACCCUUGGCUUCGAUGGUCUUGUUCAGAGCUGCAUAAAUUCACACAUGUAUGUCUUCAGUACCGUAAGUGUGGAUCUCCUGUCUAUGACACAGCGGCCAUUGUAGUUUAUCCCGGAGACUCCUGUGUAUGUAAGUUUGCGUUUCCCCUCCUCCUGGUGAUGACUCAGGGCUGUAUAGUAUCUGUUCCCCUCCUCCUCCCGGAGUAACCAUCACGCGUUUGGUCCCCGAUUCGCCAUGGUGGCGUUCAAUCAGGUGUGCGUUGCUGUUCCCGGCGCUGUGAACGCGGUGGCAGGAGCCAUCUGCCGUACGUGUACUGUGAUCUGUAAGAGGUACAAAGCCAUCUGUCUGCCGAAGGCAAGCGCGGCUGUAGGGUUAUCUUCCUUAACGUCCUGAAAUUCACAUGGGUCCCCCGCCCCUCCCCCCUGCCUCCUCAAAUCAAAAGCCUUCAAAACGUGAGAGACACUCAUACACCUACCCUGAGCAUCCUCCACAUUGUGGAUAAACUUCAGGGGGACAAGUGAUUUCUCUCUUCUGAAACAGCCACUCUAUUGGAGGCAAACUGCCUCACUAGCACCAACAGAGGAGAUGAAAAAUUCCUCAAAACACCUGUCAUUUCGGAGUCACCUCCUUAGCCCAUUCUCACUCUACCCAAACCUGUGUCUAAAUGCUAGGAAAUGAUACUAUUUUUUUAACUGGGGGGGGAGGGGGAGAAUAUAUAAGAUUCUCUGCACAGUGCCUGGUACAUGCAAUGUGCCCCCCAAAAUUAAAGGAAGUUCUGUUACGACACUUCAUCAGAUGAGAAUUUUCUGGUUUAAAAAUUAAAUAGGACACAAAUAAUACUAAUGAAACAUUUUAUAUAGCUCUAAUCUAGCAAUUAGUGUGUUUUAAAUACAUGAAUAUCCCUGAAAUGCUCCCUGGGUGGGGAGCCGUCAGUUUUACAGAGGACGGGGGUCUGUUUCGGUGUCCUGUUACGGAAGCCCCAGGCUAAUGUUCAGUAGCCAUUUCCUGGUUUCCUCCUGUUUCUGUUCUGGGUUCUUGGAGGAGGGGACAGAACCCGCAGGUUGAAAAGUUCUCCUGUGUCUUUUAGUCGUGAUGUGCUUCGUUUCACAGGUCGUGCUUCCCUGCGAGUGGGCAGGCACCAGGAUAACUCUCUUAGAGCCCAAGGGUUCAUUGAGUGGCUCCCUCUUUGAGAAAGCGCACCUGACCUCCUGUUUUCCUGUAAUGAUGAAAAGUGGUUGCCAUAAAUUUCGGGGUGGGUGGUCGAGAGGCAGAGGGAAGUGUUCCCAUCGUCUUUGACAUGGAAAGGCAGGAGGGGCUGACUUGGUGCUGGAGACGAAUGUACGUGAAUGUUGCACUUUAUUUCUUGGAUGUUGGGCCUUUGCUGCCUCAGGACCCAACAAUGGAGGAGCUUAGAUUGAAGGACCUGGAAUAGUGUCUCCCCCCCCCCCAGCGUCUAAUCUUAGGCACACCCGUGACCGUAUCGUCUUUUAGAACUUCCUGCCUCUGCCCUUCCACUGCAUCCCAGUCCUGUACUCCCUUAGCCAGGACCGCCUCCAGUCCCUCAUAAGACUGGCAUGUCUUAGCAUGACAUGGAUUGAAAAGUGUCCCCAGGAUACAGAGCAGUGGUAUGUCGCCAACCCAAAGAGGCUGCUCCUCUUUCUCCAGUGUCCUCAAAACUCAGGGGGCUGCCAAAUGUGACAAGAGAUCUCAGGGAGAGUGGGAAUUGCACUCGGAAUGGUCCCAUAGAUCAAAAGCCUUCUCCUAACAACAGCAUCAGCUCUGCUCUUAACCCCGUACUUCCCUGGGUAUAGAAACGGAAGUAUGGGUUUGGGGGGAGCCAACAGUAAUGUAGUGGGGAACGGUACCUACUUACUUUAAUAGCUGAAGUGUUUUUAAAAACAUAAGUAACUAGAAUGGGAUGCUCUGUAGUAAAUACACAAUUUCCCUCCUCCACAAAUUCACUGACUCCUAGUAGAGAUGAUCCCAAACACUAGACAAUUGGCCAUUGAUCGGAUGGUCGCUCUCCAAGUGACAGACAGUGAUGACAAGCUAUUCGGAGGUUAUCCCAGCCAUUCCAGGCCUCUGGGGAAAGAUGGCAGGAAGAUGGCAUCCAACAGUAAGUCGCACCUGCAGGACGGGAGGCGACAAGAAUUAGAUAGGAAGCCCUGAACCAUGGGUCCAUCACAGAGGGUUCCCCUGACACAUCUCAGCUCUGAGUUCUCAGUUUUAUUGAUGCCAAGGGUGCAGACUCUCUGAGCCCAAAGGCGUGCCUGAGUUUCAUCUGACUCAGGUCAGAGCUGUGGCGUCCGUAGUGGUAAUGCAUCACCUCUGCAUGCUUUUCUCCCACUUGAGAAGGACCCAGCUGGUUGUCAGAUAGGAAACACUACACAAACGGAACCAACUGAAAAUAUUCUGUG